This is a messenger RNA of Fibroporia radiculosa, 10110 nucleotides long. RefSeq lists its product as uncharacterized. NCBI's taxonomy places the organism in Eukaryota, Fungi, Basidiomycota, Agaricomycetes, Polyporales, Fibroporiaceae. The transcript has 21 exons. Gene Ontology annotation, cellular component: membrane. Bases 1 to 10110 code for a protein of 3369 amino acids. Gene Ontology annotation, biological process: fermentation. The record is from RefSeq and is a predicted model, not a curated record.
AUGCUGAACAUUGUACUUCUUGUGACGCUGAUAUGCAUCAUUGUCGCAUUGGUUCUUUACUUGUUCUUCUGGAACCGUUUCGUAGCAUUUCUUUUAGGGCUCGUCUUCCGACUUGCAUUCUGGAACCAGGCGGAGUCUAGCAUAUGGGUGGAUAUUGGCUCUAUACAUUUCUCGAUCCUAACGGGACGCAUCCUAUUCAAGGAUUUGCGAUAUCAUUCUAGCAACCAGACCAUCAAGGUCGUUAAGGGUAUGAUAAGCUGGAGGUAUUGGAUACGCAGGCCCGCAGCGGAGGAGGACCUCAGUCAUGCCCAAGUAAUAGGCGAAGAUCUAAGUCAGAAGGAGCGUCUUCCUCUGUCAUGUCGAGUCCACAUGUCGUUGCAGGGGUUUGAAUGGUUCAUAUAUAACAGAACUGCAGCGUAUGACAAUAUUGUAGCCCAGAUGGGAGACGAUCUUCCCCCCACUCCAGCCCCUACACCUGCUGCACCUAACUUGGAUGCUAGAGAUGCACUUCGCAAGAUAUUCAGUAAGACGUCUGCAGCGCCCGAUGCAACUACCGGCCCUACCAUAUCUUUGGUGUCUUCCAUCUAUCAGAAAUCGCCGAGCUUUAUCAAACGUGCGGUCAACUGGAUUAAGCUCCAGGCGCCCAACUUCGAUCCCAAGAAUCUCCUUCCCAUGGGGAUUGAGGUCACCAAGGGCGCCAUCAUUUGUGGAAAUGCGUCUACACCAAGUCUUCUGGUCGCCCAGUAUAGUAAAGCCGAGGGGACAUACGGCAUCGUACAGGCAAGAUCAAAAUUUGACUUGUAUAAGCAACUCCUCAAUCUCAACUUUCGCAAUGCCUCCGUCUAUUAUGUUGAGAACUCUGACUACCAGGAGACAAUGAGAACUGUCGGCGUCAAAAUCGAGGAACAAAUCAGGGAAUCACGCAGCCUACCCCUGAGGCAAUCAACUUAUGUCUCCUUUGACUCAUUUGAGAAACUUUGGAAUCGUCUGGAGUUAUGGGCUGCCGCAAUGCCUCGCUCGCGACUCGGUAAACUUGGCAGAUAUCUGCGCCAGUUCUUCGGUUAUCCAUCUGUGUCAGUUACACAUCCGUCUACACCAUGGAGUUGGCGUAAAAUGCCAAAGAGUUUGGACGACGAGACUCCUCUCGGAAUAGAUUUUUCCACGCUAGAGUAUGCGAUCGAACGCAAGAUCCUCGAAGCACCUAUACUUGAGAUCCUGUAUUAUGCUGAUGUAGUCGGGGUCGUCCCAUAUGAACCCUUACAACCGCCUACCAACUCCGAGGGCUCAGAUCCUUUUGACAUUGGGAAUGGUGACCUUCCGCCAGAGUGGGGCGUGGAUUUUGUUGUGAGGGGCGGGUUUCUACGCUAUGGCCCUUGGGCGGACCGCCAGAGGGUGAUUUUGCAGCAUUGCUUCUUUCCGCCGACAUUUCACGAUUUAGAGCCAGCGGCGCGUCUCAAACCUGGAGAUACACGGAUGUGGACUGGCCUCAAAGUCUUCGUAGAGUUGCGAGAAGGUGUUACGCUACAUAUUCCUUUUCGAGAAGCUUCUAAAGAUUGGCAAUGGGAUGGCAAAGUUCAUGUACCAAAUAGACCGCGCAGAAGGGAAGCCGCUUCAAUUCACAUCAAAGCUGGCGAUAGUUCUACCAUCAGUUACAUUUUGCCCAUGGUGGUCAGUCCUUCUGGUUAUCAGCCGAUUCUGGAGGUACACCUUGAUACUGUAACCGUCACGUCGAGCCUUAAUGAUAUUCGGUUGGUUUCUGCGGAGUCUUGCAGGGUCCGGUGUCAUCUACCUUCUCCCCUUCAGUGGAAUGGCGAGAGGCAAUGGGCGUUUGCUGUGUCGCUUCGUCAAACGGACUUAUACCUCCUCAGAGAUCAUAUGAACAUGCUUACCGACUUAGGAAAAGACUGGAGUUCGGGGCCCCCAGUUGACUACUUUCGAUUUAUCCCGAUGCUGUAUACUGUGGAGCUCGACUUGCACAAUUACGAACUCAACAUGUACGUGAAUGACCACAACAUUAUUGAUAAGCCACUCAUCAAGGAGGAGAACGGCACGUUUUUAUUCCCAUACUUGUCGGAUUAUUCUGAUUCUCUGAUAUUAGCCUUGUUGAAGUUGUGCGGAACGUACCUCUCAAUCAACGCUCGCCUUCCAUCCCUGCGAUAUCGGCCAGAAGCGACGACUGUAUCUUUCGGUAUUGAGGCUCCGAAUGCUGUCAUUAGCCUUACAUUACCGCGCUGGAACUCCUAUACCUUGUACCCCGUACCAGAUCGCACCGAGAUAGGAAGGAUAGGUUUGGUCAGCUUGGAUGCGUCAUACCGGUAUCAUGCAGAAGUACGCCAUGAGAACAUGGACCAUCUCAGGCUUGAUUUCAAGGCUCGUGAUGUGGUCUUCAAGGCAUUUGGCUGGACCAUCAGACACUUCCUAAUCCUUCGCGACAACUAUUUUGGCUCCUUCACUCAUUUUAGCACUUUGUAUGAGUAUCUUGAGAAACGGAAAAAGGGGCAGCCUAUUGGAGAUCCGAUCGAGCUGCAAUACAGACUGGGAAAGUCUAACUCCAUGGAAUUGGAGCUAAAUCUCAGUGUAGAUGGAGGCUUUAUCAUACUCCCAAUAGGGCUUCCGGGUUAUGAAGCGCAUAGCCCCGCGCAGGCUAAAGUUGGGCCGGCAGAUUUGGGUUCUUGUCUGGUGCUGAGCCUCCCGGACUUGCAAGUGGGGCUUAGAACAAAUGACUACUAUAUGGACAUGUCCUUGAACGUUGGCACGUUGCAAGGCUAUCUUGAAGAUCAUUGGCUAACCAACGUCCGCUCGGAUCGCAAGUCUUCUCAGAGGAACAAGGACGUCAUUGUUAUUGAUUCGUUGGGUAUAACUGCGAACAGGUUAUUUGGUCCCCAGCCUCAGACUUCCACUUAUGUGUGCAUUUGGGAAAUCCACGUUAGCAACGUCAAAACUGCUUUAUCCACUUACCAGUGCCAGUUGCUUUCGGCACUAGGAACUUCCUUCAGUCUGAAUUAUACUGACCCACUCAACGCGCCCGCAAGAGAAUUUGUGGUGCCUACGUAUCCAGACGUUACAUUCUUGAAGGUCACUUUCGAUUCAGUGAAUGUUAUUUGUCUAACGGAGCACUCAGCGGUAGAAAUUAUUUUGCCGCGUGGAUGUCGCUUCGAUAGUAAUGACCUCCCAGGCCAGUGCCAUCGGAAAGUACUCAGCUUUCGUCUACCUAGUGCAACGCUCAAGGCUUUGGUCACUACGAAACAGCUAUCGUAUACCUGGUGCGAGGUAGCAAGGAUUCAGUUUGACGCCAAGCUGGAUAUAUACGUGGCUCCCCCGGGAUGGCAAGACAGUGCUCGCGCCCAAACCGAGUUCGUCACCAGCCAAGACAAGCUCACCGGUCGUGCUAAGGUUCUGUAUUCCCCGCAAAGGCUAGACCCUUCGAAUGAUAAAGUCCCGUCAGGACGUGGUUUGCUAGAUAACGACCUAUAUCUUCCUCAGCUCCGCGUUUCAUCCAGAUCGCAUGCGAGGAGGGUCGGUCACUCUGGUAUCAUGGAUCGUCUGGCCAAGAGAAAAUUGAUGCCACUCAAUGAGUAUUUAUCAGCGAGUCGUCAAUAUGAAUCCGACGGAGACGAGGGUGUUUCAGAGGCCGAUCGUGAUGCUCGCCUAGCUAAUUCUCGCCCAAUACGUUCGUCUCAUACAGAUUGGUAUGGCGAAGACGAGAGUGCAUUCAGCGGAGAGGAAUCUGACGAUGAUGAUCUCACUGAUUCCGCCGAUUCCGAUUGGAAUAGUGACGAUUCAUGUGGCAUAGAGGAUAUUUCACCUGAUGGGCCUUGGCCAUCGGUGCUACAAUAUCUGGACGUGACCUGCCACUACAAGGAAUCAACUCUACGGCAGCCUUCAUUAUGGGACGGUUCACCUUUCUCACUUUGUCGAACUCCAAAUCCUAGAGUUCAGCGGAUGACUCAUAUGACUUCGUCUUCCGUGCACAGAAGGACAUCGCAUUAUGAUAUCGAUCUUCACGCGAUGAGGGAACCUGCGGAUCGCAAUACCCAUGCAUCUGUUGCUCGCUUCCUUUGCGAGGAUGGUGUUAAUAUCUGGUUGACGCCGUUAGUCCUCUUGUUCGUGAAUGAAGUUGUUGAAGACGUGAAGCGCAACCGGCUAGGUCCAGAGCUUCGCAUAGACAUGCUAUUGGCAAAAUACAUGUCUUUGUCCGAUACAGAAGGCAACGACCCACCAAGUCAGAUCACGGUGCUCGAUUUUUUGAUGUCCUCUGUGCGUGUGAGCCUUACGCAAGCCAUCACGCGGUCGACUUCCACCAAGGAGGGCAGCCGAUCACGAGCUCGAGAAAUCCCGAAGACAACUACGACACUGGCCUUGGAAGGCUGCCACGUCAGUGCAAAGUUUGUUCAACAUAGCAAGGGUCAGACCCAAGGCACAUUUUCCUCGUCGAUAGAAGAUUUCUCGUUCAGCCUCAAAUCAUAUCUAGGCCUCAAAGUUCCGUGGACAGAGUCUGGUGCUGCUGUCCCGACGUGUCAGAUCUCUUUAGGACGCAGUGUAUUCAAUCUCACCGAAAAGAAACUGACUCUAUCGUUAGGCCAGCUGUCCACGACCGUAGAUCAUGCCACCCCAGAGCUAACCCUCGCAACCGCUGUUGUUACCCUGCAGCUUUAUAGAGCAAUGAUAAACACCAAGGACAAGAUUUCCUCCCAUAUCCCUGCUCUGGACAAACGACUUAUGCAUGAAAUUUUGGCCUGUUCCCGCCAAAGAACAUUUAUCGACCCUUUGUCUGCCAUUCAACCCUCCUAUCUUGUACAGAAGGGCUUACCGGACAGAUUGCGGAAAGAUAAUGCUUUCAAGCUCCUCGUUCAUUUGCGUAACUGUCUCCGAUAUCUAGACCCUUCAGAACGUCAGGCCAUAGUGAACUAUCAACUUGAAACCCCGCCUGAGAUCACUGUUCAGGACAUCAUACUCUUGGUCGAUACCCAGUACCUGAGCCACGGCCUAGACGAGGAUGCGGCGAAUCCAUCCGGUCGAUCGCUCCUGAACAAGCUCUUCAGUAACGCUGCUACUGAACUUGCGCAGGACGGACAGAUUCACGGUCAACCCCCUAUCGACAUUGUCAUUUUGCAAGCAGGAAAGUUAUCGGUAUCCAUUCGGCAUGAUGCAGGCGGAGCUAGUUGUACUGAGAGCAAGCUCUACCUUGGACCCCUUGCUUCCAAAAUACAAUUCAAGUCUCCAGCAGUUCUUCAUCUGUCGCCAUCUAACACGAAACGGACUCCUCCCACUCUUUCACUCCAUGACGAAGAGCACCCCACUAUCCGACAUAUCAUAUUGUCGAUCUCCUUGGACUCCCUAGCUCUCGACAUCUAUCCUAGGCUCAUAUCCUUUUUCGAAGUGGUCGUGCGGAUGAAUAGGCGAUACUCGUCCGCUCUGGCAGCAACUGAUGAGACCGCGUCAGAAACAAAAUCGCCCUUGAACCUCCCAAACAGACAUAAAAUUCCAACCGCUAUCGGCUAUUUUGAAGCUGCAUUAUCCGUCAAAUCUCUGACGUUUAGGGCAGCAGCAGACAAAUUGGCACUUGAAUUCAGCAUUUCUGGUCUUGGGGUCGCAUAUACUUCCUUGCACAAGGACGCUCUAGCCACAGAAGGGCGUAACUCAACAAACUUCUCGGCCAUUUUAGACGAAACUGCCUUUCGUGUUUGUGCUACCAAGGAAUGUUGUCGAACAGUGGAGCAGAAAACACUUGCUUCACUCAUCAUUCGAAGGAGCAAGAUCAGCCUUGUAGUCCUUCAGGAGUGGCAACUUAUCUCUAGAUUGGAAAUAGUCCUCGGUGUUGACCAGGUGGAGCUUAACGUGCCUCGCAGCGUGCUGCGUACAUACCGCUUUGUGGAAGAAUGGAGAGCUGACUACCUUCCUGGUAUUGAAACUGCUUUUCAAACCUUGGUAUCGGAGCUAGGAUCUGACAAGCCGGGCUCACCCUCGUUCAGAAUAUCUCAACGUGGAGCCACCCCCUACAUCCAAGUACACAUCUCACUCUCAUCACUACGCAUCAAUCUACAAAUCAUGCUGGGCACGUGGCUUUCCUGGAAUGUUAAGAGGGCUACCGCCUACCUGACAUCUUCUGUCAAAUUCCAUCAAGGACGCAGGUGUACCUUUGGUUUGCAAAUGGGGCCACAUCUCGCUGAAAUUGUCUCUCGUGAUGAGACGAAGUCGCACGAAGCAUCGGAUGUACGCAUUCAGCUGGAACUGCCCGUUCUUGCCCUCAAGGGUCAAUAUGAUGAAUCGGGCUUCCAGGGUUUGGUAUCGGUGGAAUUCUUUCACAUUAUGGUUAAGCCAUCUGAUUGGGACAUUAUCCUCUCCGUCCAACAGAAGUCAGGUCAGGAUUUCAAUGAUCUCCUUCAUCUGAUCGAGCAAACGAGUUCAAAACGAUCAAUGGGCUCUGUACCAGGACCUGGUCUGGCCGCAACCAACACAAUGAAGAUCAGCGCCUUUGCAAGGAUGAAAGGCUUUCAAAUCGGCCUCGAAGGGCAUUCCUCGACAGUCCUCUUGGAAUGUAACGACAUUAGCGGCAGUAUAGAAAAUCAGCUUGGAUUAGCCUGGCACAUUCAAUUGUCUGAUCUAGCGCUAUCUCUCGCCACACGGGCAGGGGAACGAGUUGCUUUGGAGAGAGGUCACCGGUCAGCUUUCGUUACCAUCGACUUCUUGGUCAAAAUGAGGCAUCAAGCCACGACUCCCCGGGGACAAAGCCUGCAGUUCGCAAUUACUAAAGUCCACGCCGUCAUGCAGCCGACAUCGAUAGGUGAACUUGAUGACUUUGUUGACCACCUACAGGGUGAGGUUUUGUUGCGGCAAGCAGAUCGUGCUGACGAGCUUGCACGGUUCAAAGAGAAGACGAAAAGCAUAAUGCGAUCAUUCGACGUCAAGGUUGGCGAGAGCCAGCGUCCAAGAUUUUCCUGGAUAGAUCGAUACACCAUUUCUUCGACUAUCAAGAAUAUUGGCGUAGCUUUCCCAUUGGCAGCCAGCCCCUCACUCCGAAUGAAUCGAUCAGGGGGUCAAGAUGUUGCUCCUGCAGUUCGAGCCUUCCUGUUUUCCAUCAAAUCACUGUCCUUUGGCGCACAGCAUGGUGAGAGCGGACAAGCUACUAUGCACGGAUUCGCUUUUCAGUUUGUUCCUCGGUUUAGGCAGUCAAUUCCAACUGAUUUUGCUGGCGAUAGUCAUAAUACUCGGAACAGAUUGCUCUACCCCGAGAUGACAGCUAAUCUUCGUUCCGAGCGAUCUUCUGCAUCACGCCGCAUUCGCAUUGGUGCGGACGUAAGCGGAUUUGUGUUGGAUAUGGAUUCUUCGAUCGCCGACUAUGUCUUCUCACUCAUCGAUGUUUACCACCAGGGUGUGGACCGUAUGGACCGCUUGACAAGUAACAUAUCUCGUCCGCAAGUCGGAGAUCGCGAAAGUGAUACAAAAUCGGAAUCUAGGCAAAUACAGCCUCAAUUCGAGUCGCUGCCGACUUCCAACGUCCUCUUGUCGUUCAAAUUCGCUAGUGGGCGUCUUCGAAUGCAUAGCGGGAGGUACAAGCACGAUUCAUCGCGAAUCAGGACGCCAACCUCCACUCACACCUUUGUUGCUCAAGCUCAUGGAGAAAUUGAGGCUGAGACCUUCGAUCUCCCUGUGGUCUCUGUUUGGGGAGAAUACCGAGCAAUGUCGGCUUUCAGGAAGUUGACUGGAUCAUAUCACGAGUCUGAAUUGUCAACUUUGAUGUUUAAGAGCACAAUUCACUCCAGCCAAAAUACGUUACGACCCACACUUCUCUCAUUUCUCACCGACCUCGUUACUCGCAUCGAAGAUCGCAUGAGACAAAGCAGCCGACCGGAUUCACUGUCCUCUCCAUUCAGAAGUCACGAAACCCUUCCUUCUGCGACUGCAAGUGACAUAACGGACAGUUUGGAUGAUGCCAUGUCAGGUACGAAGAUUAGCCUGAGCCUCCGAAUCGAUCAGUCCAAGCUGGAGUUGACCUGCCAGCCUGAUGUCAACGUCAUUGCCGGACUCCAUUGGGACAGUGGCGGUUUCAUUGUUGAUAUUGCUCCUGGUGCUCGCCGUGUGACGUUCUCAGGCUCUGUGGGCGGCCUAACCAUUGGCCUCAAGCAUGGUUUUUUGAGCGAGGAUUGUGUCAGACUUGACGCACGCAAUUUGGCUUUCAACCUGACCUUCGCGAAAACUGGACCCGGUCGAGAGAAAAUCUCAAGUUCCAUCUCUGUAGUAGUAGACACAGAGUUCUCAGGCAGCAUACGCUUUUCCCGCCUACAGGAUGUAUUAUGUUUCAAAGCAGUUUGGCUGGAUCGUAUCCCAGUUUUCAGCAGUCGGAAUGUCGCGAUCCCAGGUACUCCCAAUGCAACGAAAUCUACAGGGCAAAGUAUUGCCCGCAGCUCACAUCAGGAACUUACAACGGCUGUUAUCCUUCGCUUCCGUCAGAUUCACUUGGCCGCGGAUCUUGGACAAUCUAUCAGCCUUAUACACCUCAAUGUUGACGAUAUGCUUGUCAGGACAAAAAUAUGCGACGCUUUCUCAGAGCUCACCUUGACCAUAUCCCAGCUAGCUAUGGUGGCGUCAGGCAACGUGUCAGGCAAGAUAUCGGCCCCCGAUUUUCGCUUCCAGUCCAUGCGCAACUUCGGCGGCAUUCCCGGUUGCGCCUCGGGGAACAAAAUGUUGGAUCUUGUCAUAACCACUGGAGUGUUCAGCAUUGAAUUGGAAUCUGAGUUCCAGAGACUGAUUCAAUACAGGGCGGAACCUAUCGAGGUAAAGAUUUACGACGAUUGGUCUGCGAUUUCAACACAAGUUUCACCAGAAGACCGGCAUGUCGAUGUGGCAUUCACCGUUUCCGGGUCGGACGUGGUCAUAAUUAUGAACGUUGGCACUAUCCCAAAGCUCGUUUCUUACGCCCAUAAGUUCAGGAUGACAUUGGACAAUCAGCGCGAAGGCGCUGGCCGUGAGUCGAAAGCUUUCAGGGUUGCAAGCUCCCCCAAACCAGACAAUCCAUUAUCGGCUGUGGCAAAUGCAAUGCUCACUUCCACUCGCAACCGCUUGAAGGAAGAGGCUGGUUUAACAUAUACCGUUGGCCAGCGCAUGAGCCUCAGACUCAACUUACUGCAGUUAAUUGUUUUCCCUCGUUCAAUGCGUGACCUGGAGUUGGCUCAGUUUAUUGGACAUGACGUCCACGCUCGUCUCGACCGUUUGGUUGAGACUAACGCCUUGCCUGCAAGACGUGACCUGCGACUGUCCUUCUCAUCCAUCAUGACUUCGAGGAUCAGUCAACUAAAUCAUGCGCUAGUUGCGAAAGAGAACGCCGAUGGGAUCAAGCAAUGGCUAUCAAAUUUAGUCAAGGAUGCCCCCGAGGCGAUUAUAUUCGGGCUACCAACCAUGGAUAUACAGAUGCGAAGCGAGGAAACUGCACAAGGAGGCAAGAGAGUCCUCAGAUACGAUUUCAGCAGUAGAUUUAGCGUCAAGAAGGGCACGAAAGAUACGGAAGAUAUUUACAUCAGUUUAAACAUGUCUCUAUAUGCUUGGCUCACUUCGCUUCGCAAGACGUUCGCUAGGGAGAUGGAGCAGGUGCAGUUAGCAGGCGACAUCCGCGGCGCAGCGAACGGCUUCACACAACAGACAUUCCAGCGCAAACGAGGGAACGACUCAAUUUCCUUGCGACCCGAAACUCUUGACACUGUUACCGCGUCGAAUGGUUUGGGAACAUCCACAAACGACGAUCACGUAUCAUUAUCUUCUCCAGUCUCGCCCUCUAAGCCUGCAUUCAAUCCAUCCUCUACAUCGAAGCUGAUGGCGCUGCCAACGUCCAUUGGAUCAGACCUACCCCCACCACUACCUGCCAAAUCACUCGGCCUAACGUACGAGCCACGCGAGCGGUCCAUUGAGCGACUCACUAUGAGACAACUAGGGGAAGCCACUCCAGAUGUUAUGCAUCCGUUCUUCAUGAAAAAGGCAGGGUUCAGUCUAGAGGAUUCGCUGCCACAAUACGUGCACGAAUAUGCCACGUUGCCUACUGAGGAGAUCAUGAAGGCUUUACUUAAGAUCUAUAGCAAGCAGUUAGAUUCUAAUCAAGAUAUCAAAACGGACGUUUAA